Capronia coronata CBS 617.96 is the source of this 498-nucleotide messenger RNA. RefSeq lists its product as uncharacterized. The record is from RefSeq and is a predicted model, not a curated record. The transcript is spliced from 3 exons. NCBI's taxonomy places the organism in Eukaryota, Fungi, Ascomycota, Eurotiomycetes, Chaetothyriales, Herpotrichiellaceae. Bases 1 to 498 code for a protein of 165 amino acids.
AUGUCUGCCUUCGUCGCUCUCCUGACAGUUGUCGCUGCUUUCUCCUCUUCCAUCGUGGCAGCAUUCUCUGGCAACUUCGAGAUGGCCAACGUUGUUGUCUCGUCUCCCUUCCAAGCAGACAUCAAAUCCACCGAGAGCACUUACAUUGAAUUCGACUUCUGCGACCAAGAUACUCCUGAGGUCGGCUCAACACACUGCUGUGUCGAAUGGGCUGUGGGUCUUAGUCCACCAGCCAGUUCGGGAAACACCUGUGACAACGGCACCUUUGCCGUCCUUGUCACCUCUUGGAGCGGCGUGGGGAACCUUUCGCUUGAAUUGGCGCACACCUAUAUUGAUAAUAGUGUUGGAGAAGCCCCGUACAAUGUUCUCACCAAAUUCGCCGAUCUCAACUUGACAUACCCGGCUACGCAGUCAUACGAGUGCGACUUACCGCAAGCUGAAUGCAAGAGCUGUGACGGAGAGGUCAUCGUGGCCAUUGUCAACAAAGCUGUCGCCUGA